AUGGAGGAAAACGAUGGGGUGGCCCGGAUCUUUCGUGCAUCGGGUUUCGUCAGACCAACCUUCGUCAACGAUGAAGACGAGGGACAAGAAGACGGAAUGGAUGAGGACGCGUAUCUUCACCUUAACUCUAUCAUAACGUUCAGUUAUAAUUACACUAAAAUGGAUGAUCCCGUAUACCUUGAAACAGAAUAUGGUUGGUAUCGCCUUGAACGCCCUUCUCCCAAGUAUCAGCCAUUUUUCGAGAGAUUUAUAGUCCCGCGUCGAAUAGCGCAGUUUGUUAUCUCUUCAGCUGUAGCUCGCCGACCUCCAGCCACUCGCCAGGAAUUCCUUAGACUCUUGGAGGACCAGAAUGAUGCUUUUGGUGGUAAGUUAACCAGAGAUGAUUUGACAGAACCGGCGACGAUAUCCCAAAUUGAAGAGGCUUUGGAUGAGCAUGAGCGUGGAGAGGAGCUUCGCCGUCUCCCCUUUAUUAGGGCGAUCUUUCCGAAUACGGACGUAUCUGCGGCCAAGAGGAAGCGCAAGACUAAACGGCAUCUUCUCAACCAUCGUCCCCCCGAGAUACCAGAAAUCGCAGGCUUAGAUCUUGAUACCGCCGUACUCCAGCCUAAGAAUCAGACACCUACCCAUGCUACGCCUGCUAUUGCCACCCUGGCAAAAGAUCUAUUUCGCGAAGAUCUACAAGUCCUCGGCGCUCCUCCUCCUCCAGUCGACGAGGAAAAGAAAUGUCGGGAACAGCAAGAAAACCGCGACAUUCUGGAGGUUCUCAUUAGACGCGCCAACCGCCGCCACAAGAAGACUGAUUGGCGUCGCGAUCAACGACUUUCUACUAGCUCAAGGUAUCUGAAAAGCGUUUCAAUAGACGAUGUGACAAUUCGCGUGGGUCCCCUUGUUCGUAUUUGUUCUGCUAGUCUCAUAGGACGUAAUCGCGAAUGUUUCCCAGAGAAGAUUGCGGACGUUGUGUUUGGUAAUGGCAUUGCAGAGUACUUUCGGUUCGCAAAGGUAUUAUUCAUUGACUUCGAAUCAAAUCAGGCGCAUGUCCUUUGGUAUGAUCAUGGAUCCAGUACCAUCUUGGGGGAGCUUGCGCAUCCCCAGGAAUUGUUUGUGCUCGAUCAUUGCACGAGCAUCCCACUUGCCUCGAUAUGUGGAACCGUAAAAGUGCAUCAUUCACCAGAAGGAUCUGUGCCUUCAAAUGACUUUUACUGCCGGUUCAAAUACGACAAGGCAACCGCGGCUUUCGUGAACCCCGAUCUUGAAGCCUCAGAAACGGCCUCGACACUCCAACCGCCGAACAAUUGUCCCAACUGUCUAUUACGGGAUCAACGUGAGCAAGAAAAAUCUGCUGUCAAGAUAGCGGACGGUAUCGCAUCUGGUGGAAUUCAUUAUCACAUCGACGACUUCGUACUUUAUGCAUCCUCCGGUGGACCUGCUGCCAUUGGUCAAGUCAUUGAUAUCAAGACCUCUGAUCGUCAUACGGCCUCAGCUCAAUCGAGCGUCAGUGUGAGGCCAGUAGGUCGGAUCAGCGACCUUGACGUUCUACCUGAAUCGGAAAUAAGAGAUGAGCGGCAUGUCUUCCUCACCAGUUCGAAGAACUUGGUGUCCGUUGAUGCAGCGGAUCUGCUACGCGUUUGCUUCGUUUUUCCGUAUACACAUAUGACAGAGGAAGAUGAUUGGCUAGCUAUGUCCGCCGAUCAUUUCUACGCGAAAUAUACAUUUCCCUCUCUCAAAGUAACUUCUUGGAAUGCCAAGACGGUCAUCGACCCGUUUGACGUGCCCGUAUGCAAAUCCUGUACAGCACUAGAACUCAAGCGGUUCCAGGAUAUCAAGGACAUCCAUGAACGGGUGAAACUUCCUACUCUGGAUAUCUUCGGUGGUGUUGGAGCAUUUGCCUCGGGAAUGGCUGAGGGAUGUCAAAGUAUGAAGGUUACCCAUGCAAUCGAGAUUGCACCAUCACCUGCGGAGACAUAUAAGCGCAAUUUCCCUAGUACAACGGUCUAUAACCAAUGUGCAAAUACCAUGCUCAAAUACAUGGUCAAGCAUCACCAUCGGCCAGGUCAGAUGAACCCUCCCCUCCAAAUUUACAACAAGAAGCCUGUGCCUUUACCUCCUUCCCCGGGCCAGAUCAAAGUUAUUGUCGCUGGCUUUCCCUGUCAAUCACACUCAGCUCUGAACAUGUACAAACACGAGCACGAUAAGAAGAGUAAUCUUAUUCUUACAACACUGUCGAUGAUGGAUUUUCUUCGGCCAGAGUAUGGCUUCUUUGAAAACGUACCCGGAUUUAUCGAUUACAGGCCCGAUGCAUCCCAGUUUGGACCGCACAAGCUUCAAGGUGGCAUGGAGCAGGGUGGGCUCAAGUUCAUCCUCCGUGCUUUGAUAGACAUGAAAUAUCAAGCCCGUUUUGGCAUCUUAGAUGCAGCUCAUUAUGGGACUCCGCAGCGGCGAAAGCGGUUCGUCAUGUGCGUGGCGCAGCAAAACCAAAAGCUACCGUCCCUUCCACAGCCGACGCAUGACUUCCCCAACACGGAGAAAUUAAUUAUUAAGCUGUCCAAUGGCGAUUCUAUCACCCCGAUUCGAACGACCAAUGGAACUGCGUCGCAUCGAUGCGUCACUAUUGGUGAUGCUAUUAGUGAUCUGCCAAGAUAUGACUACAAGCAUCCAAUUCCAGGAAAGCACGUUGACCGGGGAAUCAAGAGUCUCCACUGCAAGUCCACAGAUGCUCGGUGUGGUUAUGAAGGCAAAAUUCCUUAUCAUCACGCGCCAUCUACCCGGUACCAGAAGGAAGCAAGAAAGAACGCAACAUCAAAUCUCCAACAUUUUACAAGGCCUUUGAAGGAGAAGAUAGUGGAACGGAUAGUCAAUAUUCCUUUGAGCGCUAAUGCUGAUUAUCGUUCUUUACCGGGUGAUCUCCAUGAGUAUCAAACAGUGAAUCCAAGGUCUGCGAACGCGAGAGCAGGGUUCCGUCCUGGCAUGUACGGCCGUCUAGAUGCUAACGAUGUUUUCCCAACAACUGUUACGAAUGUCUACGUCACUGCGAAGCAAAGUCGAGUACUCAAUCCCUGGUGUCAUCGAAUGGUGACAGUCAGGGAGUUGGCUCGUUCGCAAGGAUUCCGCGACGACUUUGUGUUUGAAUCGCUGUACAACAAUGUUGUUACGAUCCACAGGCAGAUAGGGAAUGCGGUGCCCUGGCCUGUGGCUACGGCCCUAGGACGGGAGCUACAAGCCGCCGUCCUUGAAGAUCCAAAGUACAAAGUUAUUAAUAUAACAUAA
Desarmillaria tabescens is the source of this 3264-nucleotide messenger RNA. Its product is annotated as S-adenosyl-L-methionine-dependent methyltransferase. The transcript has 16 exons. Lineage: Eukaryota; Fungi; Basidiomycota; Agaricomycetes; Agaricales; Physalacriaceae. Gene Ontology annotation, cellular component: nucleus. Gene Ontology annotation, biological process: negative regulation of gene expression via chromosomal CpG island methylation. Gene Ontology annotation, molecular function: DNA binding; chromatin binding; DNA (cytosine-5-)-methyltransferase activity. Bases 1 to 3264 code for a protein of 1087 amino acids. The record is from RefSeq and is a predicted model, not a curated record.